CAAAUAAAAAAAUCCACACAGGACUGCAGGGAGCCAUGGCCGCAAGACUCAACAUUUUUUGGCAGUUAUCUCUUCUGCUGGGAGCUCUUGCUCAGAAUACGGUCGUAGAGAAAAGUACACUGACUGAGCCCGCUGCUAUAAUGAAGACAAUGCUCACCGUUAAGACCACACCCGAGACUGGGACGAAGCUCAAAGCUGAAUUCACACCAAAUCCUGACACUACACCCGAGGAUGACAUCUUGAAAAAGGUUGAGGUCACGCUAAAAGAGAAAAUACUGAGCAAGCUGAUGAAGCAGAAGCUGAUGCAACAUCUUCCCUGCUCUGAUGAUAUUUGCUGCCCUUACCCUUACACUCAGGUCCUGGACGAGUGCUUCUACUUGAGUUCACACUCACUAAAGUGGCAUGAGGCUCGCAUACACUGUCAGGGAAUGCAUGGUGAUUUAGCAUCGCCCAAACACAUCUAUGCUCUCAAGUCCUACAUUAUGACUAAAGCGGGUUGGUAUGAGUAUUUAUUGUUGUAGUUGUUGCUGUUGUUG
Messenger RNA from Cherax quadricarinatus, 536 nucleotides. RefSeq names its product C-type lectin lectoxin-Phi1-like. NCBI's taxonomy places the organism in Eukaryota, Metazoa, Arthropoda, Malacostraca, Decapoda, Parastacidae. The record is from RefSeq and is a predicted model, not a curated record.